This is a messenger RNA of Leptinotarsa decemlineata (Colorado potato beetle), 926 nucleotides long. RefSeq names its product homeobox protein DBX1-A. NCBI's taxonomy places the organism in Eukaryota, Metazoa, Arthropoda, Insecta, Coleoptera, Chrysomelidae. Gene Ontology annotation, molecular function: DNA-binding transcription factor activity, RNA polymerase II-specific; sequence-specific DNA binding. The record is from RefSeq and is a predicted model, not a curated record. Gene Ontology annotation, biological process: regulation of DNA-templated transcription.
ACUUACGGCCACCUAUUGCAUCGCGGUGGCCCUAUUAGUCAAGUGGGCCUGGUGGCGCUAUUAUGUGUGUUCCUGAGAGUGCUUGACGCGAAGUGUGCCGUGAUUUUUUGUGCGACGCUUUUGGGAAAACCGCAGGAAUGGAGUUUAACAGGGUGGAGGUGUUAGUCCAGUAGGCAUAGUGCUUGUCCCGAAAUAACCUGAGCUGGAAUCAGAAUCCUCGUCGCCAAAACAAUGAACAGCGCCCUCUUCAAAACUACCACCACCGAAAAAGAACCAACGAGGUUAAAGUUCGGAAUCGAUCGACUGCUGUCUUCGUCUGAUAGCCUUUCCCGGGCACAAGACCUUUCACCAAAAGGAACCGCCAUCACGAAACCGACCCCCACGAUGGCCAUCCCGUGCUCCGAUUGCGUCUCCUCCCUGUAUCGUUGCUGCAAGGUCAGUUCUACAGGGUGUUCUCCUUCUAGCGAAGUGCCGGGGUAUUUUGGCGGACACCUGUUCGGGUCCAGCAGUGGGACAUAUACUGUGCAGCCCAUAAGGCCGUUUCCAACCAGACCUAGUAUUCGACUUCCAGAUUCCCCAACAAAUCCUCCUGCCAACCUCUCAAUUAACAGCAGUAAUCAGAAUAAGCGGAAGCGGUCUUGGUCCAGGGCCGUAUUCAGCAAUCUGCAAAGAAAAGGCUUGGAAAGACGGUUCCAGUUGCAGAAAUAUAUAACAAAACCUGACAGGCGACAACUUGCAGCCACACUGGGACUAACAGAUGCUCAGGUGAAAGUUUGGUUCCAGAACAGGCGAAUGAAAUGGAGGCAUUCAAGAGAGGGAGUUCAAAACACGGAGAAUGCGGUAGCCGAUUCAACACAAGACCAGGACAUACAAAUAGAUGUGGAUACGAUCACAGACGAUAUUGACUGAUUAAAAAUUUUACCAAU